Messenger RNA from Penaeus monodon (black tiger shrimp), 1010 nucleotides. Its product is annotated as prisilkin-39-like. Lineage: Eukaryota; Metazoa; Arthropoda; Malacostraca; Decapoda; Penaeidae. The record is from RefSeq and is a predicted model, not a curated record. Bases 44 to 982 code for a protein of 312 amino acids. The transcript has 2 exons.
CUUAAAGGCAGACUAGUUACUCGUCUGGAAGACGUUGUGUAUAAUGGAAAUCUUCCUGAUCACCGUGAGCACUGCCCUUUUGUGCUCCCAAGCUUUCGCUGCGAGCAACUACUUGGGACUUCCCCUGGGGACGCCACUCGGAGGAUUUUCGCAACACGGCACUCUUCACGGUGGUUUCAUCCCCGGUGGUCUUUAUGGCAACGGUGCGUCCUUUGUCAACCACGGACUACCACUGGGACAUUUUCCAGGACCGAUAUACGGAAAUGGAGGUUACUUAGAUUACUCAUACGGCAUGGGUGCACAUAUUGGAAAUCCAUACGGAAAAGCAAGUCUUCUCAAAUAUUUAUACGGAAACCGAGUAGGUCUUGUCAACCCAUUUGGUGGAGUUAGCGAGGCUGAGGAUGAAAGAUCGUCUGGCUCUGGAUCAGAGAGUGCGCUUGGUGCUACAAAUGGCGCAGAUUUCCUUUCCAACAAUCAAAACCUGGAUUCUGGAAUUCGUGGUUUACAUUCAAGUCCCAUUGCUGGCUUGGGUGGCUUCCCUUCUGCUCUUCUUCCUCACACUUCCAGUGUUGCUUUAAGAACAUCCCCUUAUGCUCUUGGACCUCACACUUCCAUUGCUGGUUUCGGAGGAUUCCCUUAUGGUGCUGGGCAUUACGCCUCUGUUGCUGCUUUUAGUGGAAUCCUCCCUAAUGUUGGAGCUGCAGGCGAUUCCCUUAUGGUCUUCACCCCCCCUUUUAAGGCCCUUAUGGCGUUGGACCUCACGCUCCCUAUUGCUGAUUCAACUGGAUUCCACGCAGGUCUUGGGCCCCACACUCCGGUUGCAGGUCAGGGUGAACUGUCUCCGUAUCUUGGACCGUACGCUGCUAGUGCUGGUUUUGGCAGAUUCAACGCCGCUUUUGGACAAAAUACCCCCAAUGCUGUUUUUAGGUCUCGCACCUCAGCCAACAUGUCUUUAGGGAACAAAGAAGCACAGGAAGAGUAACUUGAUAAGACAUAAGAUAAGAUAUCUG